Molecule: messenger RNA, 3203 nt
Organism: Melanotaenia boesemani (Boeseman's rainbowfish)
Lineage: Eukaryota; Metazoa; Chordata; Actinopteri; Atheriniformes; Melanotaeniidae
Exons: 21
Coding region: 165-3068 (967 amino acids)
Source: RefSeq, a predicted model, not a curated record
AGUCGACAGUGAAGAGGCAUCAUCAAAACAACCCGGAGCAACGAGGCGCGUCCGCCAAAAUAAGGCUUCUUAAAUGCUUAUCAAAUGUGGAUAAUUUCCAUCGAAAUUCUGAGACUGUUCUGGGCUUGAAGAAACGGACAGCAUUCAUUCAGCCCAUAUCCCAAAUGAAGAGAUCCUUUCCUUCUAAAGAAAAAGCAAUGGUCAAGCCCACCCGUGAGGUGUACUUGUUCCCAGGAGUUUCAACUAAGCUUUUUGAAUGUCGUCGUGAUAAACAUGAUUCAGUGUACCUCUGUGGAAGGUGCUCUCGGAAAAUCGCAGAAGAGGACAUAGUCGACCAUGUUACUGACUUAAACCACCAGAAGAUGCGUCGAGUGGUUGUUAAUGUUGGUGAAAAAACAUACAACAAUAUUUCAAAGCAAAGCUUUUACACAGCCCUUCACACACUGAAGGCCCUUAAUCUUCAACGCAACAGUUUGAAUAUACGCACUUCAGCUUCAAAACCAUCAUCUGCUAGACCUGGUAACGCCUCAGCAGCACUUCAUGUUCAGCAUGUCGGCUCUACAGUGGACAACUUCGAGGUUGUGGAUCAGGAGAGGAACAGUCCAGCAGACAGAGUCAGACACAUGCCAAUGACCAAGAGAGUCCAAGUCCCCUCCUCUGAAGCUCAAACCAAGACUUUUAUGAAGUUGUCCACGUCAGCUGGCAGUUUUCAUCAUUAUCAGUCUAACAAUUUUGGUAAGCGGGCCUUAAAUGUGCCCGCAAAAGGGUCGCAUGUUGUCCGCUUGCUGCCUUAUUCCAGAAGAAAUGGCUCCAAAGAUGUUACUCCAAGUGCAAUCUGUAAAAAAGCUGCAACUCCUCCUAAAAUGAAAAGGUCAGCAGUUAUCUCCCCCAGUAUGCCAACCAUAUCUAAAUGUAUAAAAACUUCAUCCGCAAGGAUGGGAACCAAUUCAAGUGCAACCUUCUCUAGAAUGGCCUCAACCUCAAAAAUUGUACCCAUGUCCAGAACACUGGAAGGAGAAAGAACUGCAACCAAAGCUAAAUCUGCUUCAUUUAAUGCUGCAAGAGCCACAGGGCUGCAUGAAGCUACCUGCAGAACUGACGCCUUAUCAAGGCAUAAAAAUACUCCCAGAAGUACUGCAGCCAACACCUCAACCAUCUUUCAAACCAAGUUAACAUCUGUGGCUACUCCUAAAGGUCCUAAACCUGGCUCUGAAAAUGCUAAUGCUUCUAAAAAUGCACAUAUGGAGAAUUCAUUGAAGGCAAAUGCCGCUAUUGGACCACAUGCUCAUAAGGGAAACCCACCUGCUGCUCCUCACCUGAAAACUACCUUGCCUGCAGCAUCUGAGCACAAAAGGCAACAUAAAGAGCCUUCUCAUACAUCUGCAGGGACCAAGCAAAGUGGAAACCAUCCUAAAGUCGGCUUAAAUCAACUCAUUAUUGUGUCAUGGGAAGGAAAGCAGCAAGUCUACUGUCAACUGUGUUCAGUCAGGUUAAAACGAUCUGAUCACCCUCUCAGUUUAGGCCACCAGUAUAACUAUGUGAAAAUGAAGUACCCUGGAUGGACUUCAACUCAGGCAGAGUUGGAAAGCAAGCUGAAAAAUAUAGUAGCCCAUCUGGCUGAGGUUGAGAAAAAUUUAGGAUCUCAGAAUGCCCAGAAAGUGGAAGUAAAGAAGGACGUGUACCAAAAGCUGGCUCUUCUUCCAGAAAAUGAAGCUGUUGAAAGGGUAAAAGUCUUGGUGAGGCCGAGAGACCCACGGGUCACCUUUUCCUCUUCAGAAGAUACUGCAGAGGUGGUGAGACGGGAAGUUACUAGUCCAUGUGAAGUUUCAAGCUCAGAUGAUGUCUCAGGAGCACUGGUCCCAUUCAGUGAGAUGCCAGGAUUUUCUGCCAAGAGCCAGCUAAUGCAGGAAACUAAAACUGACCGACAAAAACUAUUGGACCAGAUCACAGAAAAGAAGUGCCGUUUGACAACAGAAAAUGAUCUGGCUGUAUAUCAGUCCGUACGAGGCCAAAGCUUAGAUGGUGAUCGGAUUCAUCACCAGCUUCCGUCAUCCGGAGCUUUGAAUAAAAAGCAUCCAUUGCCCAUCCCAGCUGCUAGCAGUCAAGCUGAGGUCAAGGCAGAAACCGUCAAGCAUGAACCACUUGAGCCUGAUGGAGAUGCUCAGCCGCACAGUGAAAUCACGCUAUUGACACAGACUCCUGUGAUCAAAGUUGAAAAAACUGAUCAUUCACAGCCUCUUGUGAAUCCUGACAUCAGACAAGAGCAGAAGAGUGAUCAAACUUCAAGGGAGCCACAGAAUGAUCUAGAAAGUAAACAGAAAUUAACACCUUAUCAAAUCAACAGUCCAAAUCUGGAGGCUGCUACAGUGAGUACAGGACAGCUGGACCUGUCUGGACCAAGCCACUCUGAAGGACCCAGAGAGCCCAAAAUAUCACAGGCAUUCACAGUAACUUCAGCUGGGAGAAUAAUUCAGGGCUCCAGUCAUCUGUCCAUUUUCUUGAAAGCAAGUCGACAGGACGCUAAACCCAUCAUUGGAAUGGAUUUGGUGUGGGAGUGUCGAGGGAUGUCUCUGGAAACAUUCUUUCUUUGUGAAAGCUGUGAGGAAACGGUUUCAUGCCGCGACAUCUGUCAGCACAUGGCCAGCCUUGAUCACGAGCUCAAAUACAUAUGGAGAAAACACCCUGAGUUUCUAAGGAUGUUCUGGCAUGAUGAAAGUUUGCCCUCUUCUGAGAAAGAGGAUCUUGUAAAGCGCAUUGUGAAAGAGCUCUCAGAGCGGGAGCGUUUCCACAAGGUGGACGCACAGUGUGUAUUGCUGGGAAAGGAGCUGCACCAGUUUGUCAAAACAUCUUCAUUUUGUGAAGCUCUGAAAAUGGUGUGUGAUAUAAAAGAUGAGGAAAAACCAAACAUAGUCUUUCUACCCAUCAAUACGAGGCAGAAAUCCAGCCAGCAGCCAGAAGACUGCUAUAGCCUUGUCCUAAAGGAACAGAUGACAGACCAAAGAAGUGACAGUGGCUGUCUGUCUCUCCAGGAGUCUCAAGUCGUCUGGAAGGGAACUAUUCUCCUGUAAAGGCAGAGUCUGUCUCUCCAGUCCCCGUUGUUGGCACAUGUUUUACUCUUCAAGACACUCGCGAUGGUCUUUAUCUGCAACCAGAAUUCAAACCUGCAAUCUCUCAGUUCCCAAAAUCUGAUGUAAAACAAGAAG